GUAGCAGACGAAUUUUUCUUGAAAGUCUGAUGUAAAAUUCAGCAAUUCAGCGAUCAAGAGCCGGAAAUCUCGUGGAAGAUAAGCUACAUCGUUUGUUGGAUUGAUUCAUUUAUUUUUAGUUAGAAAUGGUGGAACCAGUUCCCGAAUCAAUUGAUUUUGCUCAGGAAGAAGGAAAAAUCUUGGAAUACUGGAAGAAAAUUGACGCAUUCAAAACCAGUUUGAAAUUGUCCAAAGGGAAACCUAGGUACACAUUCUAUGAUGGACCUCCAUUUGCUACUGGCCUUCCUCAUUAUGGGCACAUCUUAGCUGGAACUAUCAAGGAUAUUGUCACCCGAUAUGCUCAUCAAAAUGGUUUUCAUGUUGAGAGGCGCUUUGGAUGGGAUACACAUGGCCUUCCAGUUGAAUAUGAAAUUGACAAAACUCUUGGGAUCAAAGGCCCAGAAGAUGUCAUGAAAAUGGGAAUUGCCAAUUACAACGCCGAGUGCAGAAAGAUUGUCAUGCGUUACGCAGAGGACUGGGAGACCAUUGUCAAUAGAAUGGGACGUUGGAUUGAUUUCGAGAAUGACUACAAAACUCUUUACCCGUGGUUCAUGGAAUCAAUCUGGUGGGUUUUCAAGCAACUCUUCGAGAAAGGGCUGGUCUACCGUGGAUUCAAAGUGAUGCCUUUCUCGACGGCUUGUAGUACUCCAUUGUCCAACUUCGAGUCGGGACAGAACUACAAAGAAGUGGUUGAUCCGGCAGUAAUUGUUAGCUUCCCGCUUGACGAUGAGCCGUCAGUGUCUAUUCUCGCAUGGACCACUACUCCAUGGACACUGCCGAGUAAUCUUGCACUUUGCGUCAACGCCUCGCUGGACUAUGUUCGAGUUAAAGAGAAAGCAACAGAAAAGGUUUACAUCAUGAUGGAAGCUCGUCUCAGUGCACUUUUCAAAUCCGGAGAAGAAUACGAAAUUGUGGAACGAUUCAAAGGAGAAGUUCUCAAGGGGAAAACGUAUCUGCCACUGUUCCCUUACUUUUCUAGCUUGAAGACUUCCGGCUCUGGGGCAUUUAGAGUUCUAACGGAUUCCUACGUCACCGACGAAUCCGGCACUGGUAUCGUUCACCAAGCCCCAUACUUUGGUGAGGACGAUUACCGAGUUUGCCUGACAGCUGGCAUUAUCUCAAGAGAUCAGGAGAUGAUUUGUCCUGUGGAUGAUGGAGGAAGAUUCAUUGAUCCAGUUACUGAUUUCGCCGGCCAGCACGUCAAAGAUGCAGACAAGAACAUUAUCAAAAUGUUGAAAGACUGUGGCCGAUUGGUGAAUUCCGGCACCGUAAAACACAGCUAUCCAUUCUGCUGGCGCUCUGAAACACCCCUUAUCUACCGUGCUGUUCCUUCUUGGUUCAUCCGUGUGGAGCAAAUGUCCAAACAGCUGUUGGAAAACAACCAGAAAACUUAUUGGGUGCCCGACUUUGUCAAAGAAAAACGGUUUGGCAACUGGCUGCGUGACGCCAGAGAUUGGGCCGUCAGUCGCAACCGUUACUGGGGCACUCCAAUUCCCAUUUGGAUGUCGGAAGAUGGCGAAGAGGUGGUGUGUGUCGGAUCCAUCGCCGAGUUGAAAGAACUCACGGGCAUUGAAUUGACUGAUUUGCAUCGCGAGAACGUUGAUGGCAUCACUAUUCCCUCCAAAAUUCCCGGUCGGCCACCCUUGAAACGUGUUUCAGAGGUUUUCGACUGUUGGUUCGAAUCUGGAUCCAUGCCUUACGCUCAAGUCCACUACCCGUUUGAAAACAGGAAAGAGUUCGAGGAUUGCUUCCCUGCCGAUUUCAUUGCCGAAGGCAUUGAUCAAACACGCGGAUGGUUCUAUACGCUGUUGGUUUUGUCGACUGCUCUCUUCAACAAACCACCGUUCAAAAAUUUGAUUGUCAACGGCUUGGUGUUGGCCAGUGACGGCCAGAAAAUGUCAAAGAAGAAGAAGAACUACCCCGAUCCAAUGCUGGUUGUCAAUAAAUUUGGAGCUGAUGCUCUUCGUCUCUACUUGAUCAACUCCCCAGUUGUUCGUGCGGAGAAUCUGCGCUUCAAAGAGGAAGGUGUUCGAGAUAUUAUCAAAGACGUUUUCCUACCCUGGUACAACGCUUACCGAUUCUUUGUCCAAAAUCUUGAACGUCUCGAGCGCGAAGAUGGAAUUAAAUUCGUUUAUGAAGAAGAGGCCUCCAAUUUGUCAACGAAUGUGAUGGAUCGCUGGAUCAUUUCCUACACUCAGUCCUUGCUGCUCUUCGUCCACCAAGAAAUGGCUGCCUAUCGGCUAUACACUGUUGUUCCUCGUCUUGUCCGGUUUGUAGACUACCUGACCAACUGGUACGUGCGGAUGAACCGUAAGCGACUAAAGGGAGAUGGUGGCAAGGACGAUUGUCAUCACGCCUUGCAGACACUUUUCAGUGUCUUGUUUUCCAUGAUCCGUGUUAUGGCCCCAUUCACGCCCUUCCUGACCGAAUUGAUGUACCGCAACUUGCGUCAUUUAGUGGCCAACCAGAAAGCCGGAACGACGGAAUCCGUUCAUUUUCUUUCUACCCCUGAACCAAAGAAACAUUUGAUUGAUGUCAAAAUUGAAAAUGCCGUGAGUCGGAUGCAAGUGGUGAUUGAACUCGGACGUGUUCUUCGUGAUCGCCGCACUCUGCCCAUCAAGUACCCUUUGCCGGAAGUGAUUGUUAUCCUCCGUGAGCAAGAGUCGUUGGAUGAAUUAAGGACUAUGGAACGAUACAUUCUGGAAGAGUUGAAUGUCCGUGCUCUCAAACUGACCACCGACAAGGACAGUUUUGGAGUCAGUCUACGUGCAGAACCGGAUCACCGCAUUGGAGCGCGACUCAAAGGCCAAUUCAAGGCUGUCAUGGCUGCAAUCAAGACACUGACGGAUGAGCAGCUCCAAGGAUUCUUAACCGAAGGUCAGAUCGAUGUUUUGGGUAACAUGAUGGGUCCAGAGGAUUUGCGGAUCUUUUACCAGUUCACUGGUGACCGAGCUGCUGAAUUGGCUCAGCAAUACGAGACUCAAGCGGAAAAAGAUGUGUUGGUGUUGUUGAAUGUAGUCCAAGACCAAAGCAUGAAGGACGAAGGUUUGGCCCGAGAAGCCAUCAACUUGGUCCAAAAACUGCGCAAGGAAGCUCACGUAACUCCUUCUGAUGCCGUCAGCGUCUACUUUGAGGUGGUUCCUCCUACCGGAUACGUAGCAGAUGUUGUCAACAGUUUUUCAAAUUACAUUGAGACUGCCAUCAAAGUUCCAUGGAGAGCAGCCUCAACCAAAAAGUCGGGUGCAAAAGUCCUCAUCAACAAAUCACAAAAGUUGCAAGGUGUAGAUUUAGUGCUGACCAUUCAAGAAGGAUUCACUGCCGACUGGGCAGCGAAAGCCGGAGUCCCUCCAGGCAAGAAGUCUCUGGUUGCCUCCCAGGCUCCUACAGGCCGAGGGAAACCAUCUACGCCCUUGGUUAAUCUUUGCUUAGAAGGGCUGAAAUCAGGUUACGGAAUUGAAGGAUCCUACGGCACAGUUUUACUAAGCAAUCCUGUCGGAGCAUCCCUCGUCUCUUUCGAAGGACUGGUGAAAGAGGUUGCAACGGUUUUCGGUCUGCAUGGUCGACCGUACACGGUCAAGCGUUCCGGUGUGACUCUCGAUGCGGCGACGGAUAUUUCCAAACUUGCUGGCACGACGCUAACUGUUGUUCCAGCUACAGCUGAAGAUGCAGCUGCUCAAACACCAUCCAUCGAUGGAUCAGCGUGCAGAUUUGUCAAUGUCAAAUUAGACGGCAAAAUGGGAACAGUCCUGUUGGAGAAUCCUGCGGGAUGUCCACUGUUCAGCUCUGCAGAGGAAAUGCAGCGGAAAAUCGGAGCCAUUUACUCGACAUCAAAGAAGUUGUCUUCCGAUGAAAAGAAAAUGCAGCCAGUGAAAUUUGAAAGCCUGGACGGGUUACACGGGAAGACCGUCUAUUUACUUUGAUUCACCUGAAACAAUUGUUUUUGGCUUUAACAAUAGCGUGACAUUAUAUUGUCACAGUUGUUGUGUACUUGGGCAUAUCUGAGGCAAUCAGUAAACAAUAAAGUGUUUGAUGGUCUCUCAA
Molecule: messenger RNA, 4080 nt
Organism: Daphnia pulicaria
Lineage: Eukaryota; Metazoa; Arthropoda; Branchiopoda; Diplostraca; Daphniidae
Gene: IleRS
Product: isoleucine--tRNA ligase, cytoplasmic-like
Exons: 21
Coding region: 126-3959 (1277 amino acids)
Biological process (GO): isoleucyl-tRNA aminoacylation
Molecular function (GO): tRNA binding; ATP binding; isoleucine-tRNA ligase activity
Source: RefSeq, a predicted model, not a curated record